Messenger RNA from Mycosarcoma maydis (corn smut), 2028 nucleotides. Its product is annotated as oxidative DNA demethylase. The transcript has a single exon. Lineage: Eukaryota; Fungi; Basidiomycota; Ustilaginomycetes; Ustilaginales. The coding region runs from base 1 to 2028 and encodes 675 amino acids. Gene Ontology annotation, cellular component: cytoplasm. Gene Ontology annotation, molecular function: peptidyl-proline dioxygenase activity; iron ion binding; L-ascorbic acid binding. The record is from RefSeq and is a predicted model, not a curated record. Gene Ontology annotation, biological process: peptidyl-proline hydroxylation; regulation of translational termination.
AUGUCCGCCAUCGAAGUGGCCACGGCUUUUGCGCCCGACCUCCUCGCCUCGUCUACGGUCUCCGCCUAUAACAAGGAGUACGAAGCCAGCGCGCCCUACAAACACGCCGUCAUCCCUGCCCUGAUCAACGAGGACCUGCUCAAAGCCACUCGUCAGGAGAUCAUCGAAGAGCUGCGCUUCGCGGAAAAGGAAACCGACAUCUACAAGGUCAACCAAACCGGUGACCUUGCCAACCUCGACGGUCUGCCAGAGGAAGAAGCCGGUCGACUGCAGAACCUCCUGCGCGUUCGCAAUGCCAUUUAUUCGCAAGAGUUCAGAAGCUGGCUCCAGGGGGUCACGGGUUGCGGACCACUCAGCGCUAAAAAGAAGGACAUGAGCAUCAACGACUAUCGCCAAGGAUGCCAUUUGCUCAAUCACGACGAUGUCAUCUCUACGCGAAGAGUAUCAUACAUCCUCUACCUGCCAGAUCCGGAUCAGCCAUGGCAGCCAGAGUGGGGUGGCGCACUCGAGCUGUAUCCCGUCAAGACCAAGGGUACACCCGACGAUUUGCCGAGCAAAAUCAUCCCGCCCAAAUGGAACCAAUUCACAUUCUUUACCGUGCAGCCUGGUCACUCAUUUCACUCGGUAGAGGAAGUCGUUCACCCAAGUCAGUCCCGACUCAGCAUCUCCGGUUGGUUCCACCGACCUCAAGAAGGUGAAGAGGGCUUCACCACAGAAGACGAAAAGAAGGAGGCAGAGGUGGAAAAGGAAAUGAGCAGUCUCGAGAGUCUCUCGGCCAAGGAAAACGCAAAACUGUUCGAAGCCUAUCCGGAAGAAUUCGAAACCCCAUUGCCUGGCUCGCCACUCAGUCAAGACGAGAAGAAGUUUUUGCUUCAAUUCCUCAAUCCAGCCUACUUGGUGGCAAAGACGCAAGAACAGCUGUUUGAACAGUUUGGUGAUGACUCGCACAUUCUGCUGUCCGAUAUCUUGAAGAAAGAGAUCGCCCAGUCGUUGGAAAAGUCGUUGCGGCAGGCGGAUGCAAAGGACGGAUUCCAGUGGUGGACCUCUGGCAAAGGCGAAGAGUCGACAAGGAUCCAGCCACACGCUGUGGGUACGGAUCGGGUCGAUGAUGCCGAUAACGAGGCAAAGCAGUGGAGCAUCUCCGGUCCACCGCACAAGCAGCGAUACGCUGUGCAGUCAGAGCAAGCUACGCCCAAAAAAGCUGGCGAGAUUGCAUCGCAGAACACACUUGUCCCUAACCCGCUCCCCACGGAUGCAGGUGCGCUCCUCAAGCUGCUCAGCACAGUCCUCUUCCCCUCGAUUGCCUUCCGACAUUUUCUCGCCAACAUCUCACAGCUUGUCCCAUUGGGAGCUCGACCGAUCGAAGCCAGAAGGUUCCGUCCUGGCCUUGACUACACGCUGGCACGAUCCGACACCGAACCUGUAUUGGAUGUGACGCUUAACCUCACCCCGGAUGUCGUCAAGCCUUCGCUGGAAGAAGAGCGUAAAGCUGGUCCGCGUGGGCUGGCAAGCAAAGCAAAGAAAGGCAAGGUCGCCCCUGUCAAACCAUCCUCUUUUACGGGAUCCAAGAUGCUCUCGAAGAAAGAAGCAAAGGAUCUGGCUGCCAAGUGGGAAAGCGGAGACAUUGGGGGCUGGGAAUGCUACAUGGCACCUCACGAGGGCGAAGAAGACCCGGCUGUCUACCAGAGUGGCAACAGCGGUAAAAAGAAGGCGAAUGACGAAGAAAACGAAGCCGACGCCGUGAUGAAGGAUGCUGAAGAUGAUGAGGGGGAAGAGAUUGUCGAAAUGAUCGAAGAUGACGGAGACGAGGCGGACGACGAUUUCGAUGGCGUUCUUCUCAACCUCACGCCAAGCUUCAACACGUUGAGCGUGGUGCUGAGGGACGAGGGUGUGAUGAGGUUCGUCAAGUACCUGGCUGCGUCAGCGGGAGGCUCGAGGUGGGAUGUGAUUGGAGAAUACGAGAUCGGCGCUAUCGAGAUGGAGGAGGAGGAAGAGGGCGCUGAUGGCGCUGAUGGCGCUGAUGCAUGA